UCUAAGACAAGACACUAUACAGUCUCUAUGAGAUGUGUUUUAUGUGCCGCUAUUCGUAAGCGGCUCAUGUAUUUAAUUUAACAACUUUUUAUAGCAAUGUUACUAACAAAUUGUUACAAAAACAUUUUUUGUACAACAUUACGGAAUUUCAAUGUAUCCACGAGUGCUAAACCGUUUUUACACAAUUAUAAUCAUAUCAGAACAAAACUGUUGAAUAAACUUUUACCAAGUGUAAUACAAUGUAGGAAUUAUCAAGCCCAAAAUUUAUUGGACUUGCCGCCUCUUACAGAUGAGCAAAAAUUAUUGUGGCCAGGUUUUAUUAACAUUAUAAAAAAUUUAGUGCGAUAUAAUUUUGUGAUAAAAGCCUACAUGGAACCAGAAUUUAAUUUGUCCGAGUUUUUAGAAGGAUCAAAACAAGCUUUACAUGUCAUUUCACAUGCUUUAGCUGAAGAAAAUUAUGAAAGCAUUCAAGAGUUAGUCAGUAACGAGGCUAUUAAUGAAAUUAGGGGUAGAAUUAGUUCUCUAACUGCAGAGCAAAAGCAAUUAAUAGCUGUAAAUAAAAAUGAUAUUUAUGUUAUAUUUCCUCAUCUAAUUGGAAUAAUGUUUGAUGAGAACAGAGCUGAGCAGAAGUUUGUGGAGAUUACAGUAGUGUAUCACUCUUUACGUGGUCUGAGAAAUGAACUAGAUAGACACGAUGACAUUAAGAUGAACAUACAAAAUUACCCAGAAUAUGCACAGCGCUCGUUUGUUAGUAAUUACAGAUUUAUUCGUGAAUUCACAAAAGGUGUGGAGUCUUCUUGGACUGUUAACAAGAUCAAUCAUUUUAUGACAAAAUCAGCAGCAUAAAUACAGUUAGUAAUGGAAGUUCAUCUAAUUUAAAUUAACAUAAAAAUAAUUCUUUUGAACAGUCAUUUUGUUACAUAUGUCAAAAUCUGUUAGAUUUGCUUUUUAUUUAGGCUUUGAGAAGAAAAGCUUCAACAGUGUUAUUGGGAAAAAAUUGUAAUGGAAUAAAAAUCAAAUAUAUCUAUUGUUCAU
Molecule: messenger RNA, 1035 nt
Organism: Phymastichus coffea
Lineage: Eukaryota; Metazoa; Arthropoda; Insecta; Hymenoptera; Eulophidae
Product: m-AAA protease-interacting protein 1, mitochondrial
Exons: 4
Coding region: 97-846 (249 amino acids)
Biological process (GO): protein insertion into mitochondrial inner membrane from matrix; inner mitochondrial membrane organization
Cellular component (GO): mitochondrial inner membrane
Molecular function (GO): ribosome binding
Source: RefSeq, a predicted model, not a curated record